AUGGCGUUCUCCUCGUCUCCGACGCUGCUCCUAAUGCUGCUGGCACCGCUCCUGCUGGCCAUGGCGCGGCCCUGCACCGGCGCCGACCCGAUCUCCACUGUCUGCGCCAAGAACGGCACCAGCGCGCAGACGCAGGCCAGCAUCGACCAGGUCCUCUCGUCGCUCGUCCCGCGCGCGUCCGCCGCCUACUACGCCACGGCCACCGCCGGCCACUCACCCUCCACCAUCUACGGCCUCGCGCAGUGCCGGGGCGACGUCACGCGGCAGGACUGCGCGCUCUGCAUCGCCGCCGCGGCGCGGGAGGUCGCGUCCUCCUGCCGCGGCAGCGCCGACGGGCGCGUCUUCUACGACUACUGCCUGCUCCGCUACUCGGACGCCAACUUCGUCGGCCUCCCGGACACCGGGUACACGCUCAUCCUCCUCAACACCCAGAACGCCACCGGCGUCGACCUGGCCGCGUUCGACCGCGCGCAGGCUAAGCUCAUGUCCCGCGUCGCCGCCGACGCCCGCCAGGCCGCCAGCAAGGGGCUGGCAAGGGAUACCGCACGGCUCGGCGGCGGAGGGGGCGCCGCCAAGACGACCAUCUACGGGCUUGGGUGGUGCACUUUGGACAUCACGGCGGCGGACUGCGGGCUGUGCGUGGCGCAGGCGGUGGCGGAGCUCCCCAACUACUGCAGGUACCGGCGCGGGUGCCGCGUCAUGUACAGCAGCUGCAUGGCGCGCUACGAGACCUACCCGUUCUUCUUCCCGCUCGACGGCGCCCGCGAGCCAGCCAACCUGGCCGGGCAUCUCGAGAAGAUCGUCCUCAAUCAGUGAUGGGUGGAGAACUGGAGACUGGAGACUGGAGUGCAUGCAUGUGCUUUGCUACCUAAUUAAGCUUGCUUCUUCUUGUACGUACGUGGUGGUGAUGAAUCCAUUUGUUAGUGCGUGGCUAGCUUGUAGCUAGCUGAGAAUGUAUGCGGGGUCCAAAUCAUUUCAGCAGCCACGUACGUGUUCAUGCAUAU
Messenger RNA from Lolium rigidum, 1004 nucleotides. Its product is annotated as cysteine-rich repeat secretory protein 55-like. Lineage: Eukaryota; Viridiplantae; Streptophyta; Magnoliopsida; Poales; Poaceae. The record is from RefSeq and is a predicted model, not a curated record. The transcript has a single exon. Bases 1 to 816 code for a protein of 271 amino acids.